Ornithodoros turicata is the source of this 1064-nucleotide messenger RNA. RefSeq names its product solute carrier family 22 member 11-like. Bases 117 to 1064 code for a protein of 315 amino acids. NCBI's taxonomy places the organism in Eukaryota, Metazoa, Arthropoda, Arachnida, Ixodida, Argasidae. The transcript is spliced from 7 exons. The record is from RefSeq and is a predicted model, not a curated record. Gene Ontology annotation, cellular component: membrane. Gene Ontology annotation, biological process: transmembrane transport. Gene Ontology annotation, molecular function: transmembrane transporter activity.
CAUACCCUAGAGUUUUCUUGAAUGAAUGAAAGGCUCUGUUUUCCCACUGUAACUUUGCCCAGUUCAACCUUGUGUGUGACCGAGUCUGGCUGCGCGCCGCGUCUCAGUCGUUUUACAUGUCUGGAAUGAUGGUCGGCAGCUUCAUUUACGCCCACUUAUCGGACUGGUACGGCAGGAAAACAGCCCUGGCUGUUGUGCUGCCCGUCUCUUUGAUUGCUGGUUGCAUGGCGGCCUUCUCCACUACGUUCCUCAUGUACAACAUAGGAAGGAUGUUCACAGCCUUUGGAUUGGGUGGACUAUAUAACUGCAGCUCCACUUUAAUGAUGGAAUGCUUAGCGACCAAGCACCGAGCGCUCGCGAUUUUCCUGCUGGGCAGCGGCUGGACCUCUGGACUUCUUUCGCUCGUAGGAAUCGCGUGGCUAUUGAGGGACUGGUUCUAUCUCCAGCUCGCCAUCUCAAUUUUCAUGGUUAUCAACGUCAUACUUUGGUUCUUCAUCUCUGAGUCUCCGCGAUGGCUGAUGACAAAGGGAAAGUUUGAGGAAGGCCGUGACGUUCUCAACCGUGUUGUCAGAAGGAACAACAUCCAGGGCUAUUCAGUCGACAGCGUCCUGGCGAAGUACGAAGGUGAAGACCGGAAGAAAACCAACAAUGCAAGGCUGUCCUUCAUUCAGCUGUUCAGUUCGUCUUCUUUGAGGAGGACUUCAUUCAUCAUGUUAACCAUGGGCGUCCUCGAUGUCUUGGUAUACUACAACUUGACGUACAGCAGCAUCCAACUGGGCAAGAAUCCGUUCCUGAGUUUUGCUCUUGUCGCUCUCAUCGAAUACCCUAGUUGUAUCAUAUCCGUCGGUCUCGUCAGAUACGUCCGCAGAAGGUCAGCGUACCUUGUGAUGUACGGCGCGGGUUCUGUGCUGUCUGGAGCAGUAAUAUUUAUUCCUGAGGAAGCUACAAAGAUCACACGCUACAAAGAUUUCGCACCUCCCGAUAGCAAGCAUCGCGUUGGACUGCGAAGCACCGUCGAAGAACCAUUGUUUGCGGAUGGGUUUUGCGUUUUUCCAUCAAGAUGA